Messenger RNA from Mugil cephalus (flathead mullet), 1901 nucleotides. It is a transcript of the gene syngr2a, whose product is annotated as synaptogyrin 2a. Gene Ontology annotation, cellular component: neuromuscular junction; synaptic vesicle membrane. Lineage: Eukaryota; Metazoa; Chordata; Actinopteri; Mugiliformes; Mugilidae. The record is from RefSeq and is a predicted model, not a curated record. The coding region runs from base 116 to 790 and encodes 224 amino acids. The transcript is spliced from 4 exons.
GAGGUCUUAUAAAGUUAUCAGGAAGCUGACCAAGAAAACGAAACUGCUCCAACUGUGUCAAGGAGGAGAUUUUCUUCUUUUAAAUUCUAUUUUUUAAACGUUCGUUUUUGUGAGAAUGCAGAGCAGUGCGUACGGGGUGUCUCUGGCCGGUGGCGCCUUUGAUUUACAGAACUUUGUGGCACAGCCUCAGACUAUCCUGCGCUUCCUGAGCUGGAUAUUUUCCAUUGUGGUUUUUGCCACAAUUACAGCAGAAGGCUACAAUAACAUACAUCAAGAGUCAGUGACCAGGUGCAUAUUCAAUGGAAAUGACAGCGCCUGCAGCUUCGGUGUGGGUAUUGGAAUCCUGGCCUUUUUGGCUUGUGUGGCGUUUCUCGUACUGGAUGCCUACUUCCCACAGAUCAGCAAUGCUAAGGAGAGAAAAUAUAUUGUUCUAGGAGAUUUGUUCUUCUCAGUGGCCUGGACAUUUUUGUGGUUUAUUUGCUUCUGUGUCCUGGCCAACCAGUGGUCCCAUACCACUGCAACCUCUAUCAUAGCUGUUCCUGCUCAGGCUGUUGUCACCUUCUCCUUCUUCUCAAUCAUCACCUGGGGUCUUUUGUCAUAUUUUGCAUAUGGAAGGUAUCGCAUUGGAGUGAGUGCCUUUGACCAGGAGUACAGAGACCCAGCCAACGACAACAUUACCCCAUACCCUCCCACCCCAUACUCCAGCAGCAGUGGCCCCGAGGGCUACCAGCAAUCCCCUUUCUCCCACAACCAGCAGCACCCAGGAGAGUACCAGCCACCAACUUACUGAAGGAUACAGAUUCAAAAUGGAUAUAUCCAACAGGGGUAGUUUUAAAGAUGCUGAUGAUGUGCUUUCAUUUACAAAUCAGACUGUUCUCUGCAUUGCAUGUUCCUUCCUGCAGAAUGUAUUUGCCAUAUUUUCUGGUGCAUUGACAUGGUUUUAGUUUAUUUGCUUGGGGUGUGUUUGCUGUGUUGUAACUUCCAGCAGGAGAACUCUGGGAAAAAAAAGCAAUUUUUCAUUAGAAGGUGACUGUCUUAAUGAAAGAUAAUCUCACCAUGCUAUUUCUGUCUUGUUACCAAACAAUUUUUUGUUCAGGUUUGUAUCUUGAUAUCAAAUCACCAGCUAUAACCAGGUUGGGAUUAGUUUUUUAUUCUAUAAUUACGGUUUGCAUUUAAUAUUCAAAAUUUUAAUGAAUGUAUUGUUGUUUAUUACAGAAGUAGUCCUUUGUACACAAGUAUUUUGUCAUUAGUUUCAAAUUCAUGUGCAGAAGUUCAGCCAUCAUAAUUUAUUGAUACAGUUCACACUGUUGUUUGACUAUACAACAAACCCACAUUAUUUAAUCAACGUUUGCUUAUCUUGAUAGCUUGUGUUUUUUAUUUCUUUUCUUUUUUUAAAAAAAAAAACUAAUAACCACAGGUAAAUGUUUUUUAUUUUUUUUUAAAAAAAAUUGCUUCUGCUAUAGUUUGAUUUUACAGUUUUUUGUUUUGAAUUGGCCAAACCAUUCAUUUAUGUCAUUCCCCUGUUGAAGUUUAGUGUACCUAUUUUGUUUCGGUUACAUUUUCUAAAAUACUGCAAUGUUUCAAUGUUUCUGCGAUAAAUUUAGUUGUUUAGUUAUGAACUUGUUUUAUUGUAAGAAUAUUAUAUAUAAGAGUCAGAUGAGUUGUGCCAAAUAAAUACUGUUCUGGUUCGGGUAGUCUGUAACUGACAUCCUCCUUUGAAGAAAAAGCCGGUAGUUUCUGUGUGUGUUCAUGUGUGCUCCUUUGGUAAAUAUUUGAGUGGUGACUGUGUUGGUUAAUGCGGAACUGCAAGGACAAUUAAUUGUAGAGUGUAAAUGUAUUGAAUCAUAUAUAUUUCAUGAUUCAUUCAUGCAGUUGAAUGAAAUAAACUUGUUUAAACCAAA